GUUUGAAGCAACCUAGAUAGUUGUGUAUUAAGUAGCAGGAUUUUACAAACAGCGGCUGGUCCGCUGGUUUAUGUGUUUUAUUUUAUUUUGUGUAUCAAAUGAACUAAUAAUUACAUGAAAAAUGGCACCGACCCCAGUAGAAGAGCUGGCUCUAUUAGACUUGGAGAGGUCGAACAAAGGCGCGUCCAAACAGCGGCGCGACCAAAUAAACGGAGAGAUCAGCACGAUGCGCGACCUACUUCCGCUCCCGGAAUCCGCCCGUCAGCGUUUGUCUCAACUUCAGAUAAUGUCCCUCAGUUGCGUGUACAUCAGGAAAUGUAACAUACUUCAAAAGAUGCUACCCAGUAACCGUUGCUCAAUAGAAGUGCCUUGCGAAUUCUCCUCGUCGUUGACUGGUUUCAUUCUGGUGACCACUCGGGAUGGCAAGCUGGUUUACAUAUCCGAGAACGUCACGGAAUAUCUCGGCCACUCAAUGGUCGACAUGAAGACGCAAGGCGACAGUCUGUUCGACAUCGUGGACAAGCGGGACCAUGGCACUGUGCAGGCGCAGCUGCUCCAUGGCGCUACUUCCGGUGACACCCAGAUGGGCCGCCAGAUCUCAUUCUUCUGUCGCAUGAACAUGUCGCGGACACUGAAGCGCCAAGGUGGAUUCGGUGACGUCAAGGUGAUGCACGUGAAGGGCCAUUUCGUGCCCGUGAGCGGGAAAGAAACUGGGUCGGACCAGCACGUGUUCACGGCCCUUUGUUGCCCACUGAUUACCCCGGAUGUGAAGGAAAGCCUAAUUCAGAACAACACCAUGGUCUUCAAGAGUGUGCACAAACUGGAUAUGUCCUUCAUCGAGAUCACCGACAUUGGCGAGUUUCACCUGGGUAUGACGUCAGAGGAGCUCGAGAGUCAGUCCUGGUACUCGAUGCUGCAUCCGGAGGACCUGUCGGAGGCUCGAACAAAACACAUGCAACUGAUAAAGUCUCGCCACGAGAUGGGCUGCAUGAUGACAGUGCGCAUGCUCACGAGGUCACAUGACGUCAUCUGGGUCAACAUCGUAAUGCACGUGAAGCAAGCUUUCGUUGCCAAUAGCGAAGACCCCGUUAUCGUCUGCAUAAAUCAAGUUGUCAGCGAGGACGAAGCGGACCAGUUCAAGAGCCAGGGUCAACUGUUGGCCAUGUUUGCUGCUCGAACCCCCGACGUGUUUUUCGCCGGUCCGCACUUCAGCCAGAUUCAGCAGGAAAUGCUGAGCCACCAACAGGCCCAGGCCUACAUGCAUCACCUUCAGCAGCAACCGCAGCAGCCACAACAACAGCAGCACAUACACCAGGGAUUUUUCGCGACGGAGCAGCAACCACAUAUCCCAUACGGCACACACCCGUCAUCACAGACCGGAUACGGUCAUCAGAAUCAGUACAUGGCGAGCGUGGACGCCGUCAGCCAGCAACCACAGGGUCACACUAGCACAAUUCGGGCACUCAAGCGGAAACUCCAAGAAAACUUCAUAUCUUCUUGCAAGCCGACUAAGAUUUCCCGGGUGGGCUCCGUUGAAAGCGAGGACGGCGGUUUCCCUGAUUUCCAGUCUGGAGGUGACAACCACUACGUCAUGAACGUCGACGUGUUCCGCAGCACCGCCGGAAGUGGUCAUGUGAUGGGCAACACCAUCGUGGCAUACACGGGCGAGACAUUGCCCAUGAUUUACCAGCAAGCGAGUCAUGAUCCUGUACUCUCCAUCCUUCAGAAGAAAGCAGUUGUAAUGAACGCACGUGGGGCCGUCAGCGUACCUGCAGUUGUUCAGAAACUUCCGACAGCAUGCACUCUUGAGCAGGUGGUUCCGGAAGUGACCAUACCCGACUGCUAUCUGACGCCUGACCCUUCCCCGGCGACGUCUCCAAAGCCGGCGAUCUAUCGAACUGCGUUAGGUCACGAUACGCAACAGAUUAAGCAGCUGACGUCAUACGUGAUGGGCAGACUGAACGAACUCAACCAACAUCAGACAAUAUCUGAGACGCCGUUCUUUAAGACAGAGAACGCUCCCGCCAAGAGAAAGAAUCUACCAGUAAUUGAUGCGACUUUUGUUGACACGUUCUUCGAUGAAAUUAUACCCCACCAGAAACGACCGGAAACCCGCAUGACUGUAUGUGACAUCAAAGCUGAACCACGUUCCCCCGAACCAGUUGUUUCCACGCAGACAUCGUAUCUGAAGGCGUCCGUUAAGCCUCCGCCGCCGGCAGUUAUUGCUCUUCUGCCGCCGCCCAUGUGUGGGAAGGUGAAGGAGGAGCUCACGCUUGAGGACUGCACCGACCUAGAGGAGUUCUUGGGACUGGCAGAACGCAAAGUCUCGGACUUCCGGAGCGUCCAGUCCCCGGCCUCCAUGGCGGACACCAACUCCCCUGUGGCGUCCCCAUCCUCCUCAAUCGGUAACAUGUAUGUGGCGGAAUCGAUGUCUCCCAUGGCGACAACCUUUGGCUUGCAUCCGAUCAUCAUGAAGCAGGGAUUCGCGGCGGACAUGCGUUACCAGGAAAUGAGCCCAUGCUCCGCGUCCCCGGGCUACGAUUGCCGCGAUGAUGUCCUUGACCCCGACGAUUGGCUGAUGGAGCCCAUCAGCCUCUCCCUGGACAUGUCGCUCGGUGAUCCUUGAUUCGAUGCCCGUUGAUGUCAAGCCGGAAACCAAUGAUGACGAUAUCUGUCAUCUCAAGCAGCUGCUUCCGCACUCGUGGGAACCAUGUGGUUCAUUCAAGCCCAGUCAGUAGGAACUCCGUCGUGUAAGUGUUACUUACAACCAUUAUUCCGUAUGGCAUAUUGCCAUGAAGCGCCCGGGCGUUAUAGGAAGCUGCCGCUGGUCGACACUUCCUGUCACGUGACAGACGUCGCUGGGACGCCGGUCCCUCUUCUGCAGGCCGGAAGGGGUUUCACACUUCUUUUAUACCAUUUUUUACGAAUUUCAUUCAUGUUCGUUGUAUGUUUUAUAUCGAAGACGUGUCUUCAGAAGAAAAGUGCUAAGACUGCAGCUAUUUGUAACUUGGUUUCAUGCUGGUCCAUGACAUUGCCGUGUUGAACUUGAACUAUGACUUGCAAGUGCAUUGUUUGACAAGUCAGAGCGGUCGCCAGUCAAGACGGUGAUCGUAGUGAGAUGAGAAGCAACAUAGGGCGACCGAAAGACGGUCUUAUUCUUAUUUUAUGUUCUGUUUGUGCCGACUCUCAGGGCCUGUCUUGUCCGUUAUAAAAUGGCAUAGAGAAUAAUAAGAUUGUGACACAAAUUUUUUAAUUAGUUUUAAUUAUAUGUACCAACAUAAAUCAUUAUGUUUUUUUCAGUAUUUGUAUUAAUUUCAGUUUUAUCUUGGUUAAAGUUAUUUCCAGAACUAACUAUUUUUGUAAAAAAAUCUACCAAAUUCAAUCGAUACUUUAAGUUCUCGUAAGAUCUUUGAUGAGGCAGGAUCCUGGCCAUGGCGGUGUUGAGGCAGUUAGCUUAUUGAGCCCGUCAUGGUUGGAGUCGGUCAAUGAUGCUUGUACCUACUAUAAUGUUGAUACGCUUGAUCCCUCUACUUUUUACGAUUGUUUUGAUGUAUUAAUGUAGUAUUACGAUGUAUUGUAGUUUGGACAUUUUGAUUUUGCAACCUUGUUUCAGCUUCAUUUUUUAAUUGAAAUUAGCGCUGGUAGCUUUUUCAAUUCAUUUUGAACAUUGUCAUUUUUGUACAUAGCAUAAUUGUUUGUUUGAUUGGUUAACAUUGUUAAAUAUGUAACCCAUUCGCUUUCACUGUCAUAAUUUUGCAAAUCAGCACAGUUUUUGGAUAGGACAUGAUGGAUUUGCGUUGUUGCCAUUGUUGAACUGUUGAAAGGUCGCAGGUCGAUCUUUUCAACAGAAAGUUUGACCAAUUAAUAUCAAUGUGUGAGCUUAGAUAAAUCACUACAGCACUCGGAAUUAUACGUUGAUGUCUGGAAAUUCGCGAUUCGCUAAUCGUUAAUCUUCGGUAAUCAUCGUCAACUUUCCGGUUCUGCUUUUUCGGCGCAUUGUCUCCAAAAGUGUGUACCGUAUUUUUUCUUGCGAAUGAAUGUUACUUUGACAUUGUCAAUAACUCAAUGUGUCGAUGCCGGUUUUUGACACGAGUCUUUUCUUUCCAUAUUGUUAAUGCUGUGUGCUAUGCCUAAUUUUCAUUAUUAAUCCGUGCGAUGUGUUAGGUUCGGUAGUGAGGUUGCUUACAAUUUUGUUUGUUAGCCAUACGUCGUAGUUGUAAUGUUUGUUUUCGUUCGCUAAUGGAAGAGGUGCGAACACAUUGGAUUCUUCACCCUCUACGCUUGUUAAACGCACAACUGUUCUACUUUCGUUUCGGAGUUUAAAAUUUCGCAAAGGGAUAUAUUCAGAUAUAUCAGCCGCUGGUCGGCAACCGUUUGUGGGCAUUUUAAUCUUCAUUCACAACAAAUCUUGCUGAACAAAUUUACUUUCUUAGUUCUGGCGAUUUCUGAAUGCUGGUCAUUUGGACAUUCGACAUACAGGAGGUUUUUUCGGCGCACCAAGUAUAAACAUAAUUCUUUGAAAAUGUCUCAGAAAAUCGCUAUCAGUGUAAUGUUAACCCAUUUAUGCCUAGCGUCUAGAAAAAAGGCCUUGGCAAACAGCGGAGACUCAGAUGAGACGCCGCAUGAUGCGGCGUCUCAUCAGGGUCUGCGCUGUUUGCUUAAGGAUUUUUUGUAAGAAAUAUUCUAAAUAUAGAAAUAAAUAUACUAGACAUCCCUAAUUUGGGAAAUAAAUUGAUCCAAUUUAUAAGGAUGGGAGAGUCCACUGGGCAGAAAUGGGUUAAAAUCUUUGGCGCACAAGGCUGGUCCAUGUGCGCUUACAAAUUGGUCAGCAUACUGUUAUUGACUAGAGGAGUGAAUAGUUCUUCUGGCAUAUAACUUGAAUCGUUUAUCGAUUUAGGUAUGUCGUUAGUUCUAUUUGCAUCUCAAGUAAAUUUUCUUUGACGUUUUCAUCAUUUGGUACUGCUGUUGUAUGUUCUUUUUAUUUCUUUCGGUAAGUUGGCACAUUUCUGUAAAGCAUUUUGGAUUCAAAAUUACUGCCGCUGGACGGACGCUGUUAUAGAAAUGUGAAAACUUGUUUACCUAAGAAACAACUUACUGUUUGACAAGUAGAUACCUCGGAAUAGUUAUAUUCUGUUGGUUGUGCGUUCAACAAUUUCAAAGCCUAGUUUUCCUUCAAAACGUAGAAAUUUCCCAACGCUCGUAUGAAAACAACAUUUGCGGUUGAAAUGUUCCUCUACGCCACUGCUGUGCGGUGGAGUUUAUUUUGGGGUUCAUUUUUAAUUCGCGAACAUUGUUUUGUAUUUGAGUCGUUUCUGAGCUUUCGUCUUGGGCAAAAAUCUGUCAUUUCUGCAUCGACGUGUUGACCGCGUUGAUCGCAGGUGUUGCCGAUAUAGCCCAAGGUGAUAAGCUACUGAGAUAAGGGCGAUUCUCAUUAUCGCUAUUAACAGCGGCGGAAAUGCGAAUCUUUCAGUUAACAUCUCCUGUUGCUAUUCUCAAUGGAGUCGCCGGUCGACGCCAUUUGGGAAUCCUGUUACACUAGUAAUAGAUCGAACAUUAGGCGAUUGUUAAUCUGAAUAUAGUUUUUUUUCUAUUCCAAUUCCCCAUCUCUUCCAAUAGCACUUUCUUGCCCUUUCGAUGUGUUUUAUCCUGUGGAGGUUUUUCAUUUGAUGUUAGCCCCUUUUUAUGGGAUUGCGAUUGAUAUGCUCCACAAAUGCAGUGAUAGGUUUUUUACACUGUAUGCGAAAAAGUGAUGCUAUCUUGACUGUCUGAAUAUCACCAGUGGACAAAAACAUUGAAAAAAAAUAAUCUUAUAAAAGUGUUUGCAUAACUUACUUUUGUGGUAUGUUCAGUUUUUACAUACAACGUUCUAUUGUGUAACUUAUAAAAUAACAUAUUUUGUUCAUUGUUAACAAUAAUAAAUAAUUAUUUAAUACAAAAUUAUUGUGUACUUUGAGUGUGAACACUACAGCUUAAUAAAAUACAAACACGAUUA
This is a messenger RNA of Dreissena polymorpha, 5992 nucleotides long. RefSeq lists its product as uncharacterized. The transcript has 10 exons. Gene Ontology annotation, molecular function: DNA-binding transcription factor activity, RNA polymerase II-specific; protein dimerization activity; RNA polymerase II transcription regulatory region sequence-specific DNA binding. The record is from RefSeq and is a predicted model, not a curated record. The coding region runs from base 122 to 2626 and encodes 834 amino acids. Gene Ontology annotation, biological process: regulation of transcription by RNA polymerase II. Lineage: Eukaryota; Metazoa; Mollusca; Bivalvia; Myida; Dreissenidae.